UUCUUACUAAACCUAACCAAACACAUACACUACAAAAUAGUAACAAAACAUGUCUUGAAUAGGAAUGAAAAACAAGUUAGGGACAAAAUAGUAAUUUGAAAUGCAAGAAACAAUCCCAAGAGUGAGAGAGAGAGAGAACAUCACUGGAGUUGCAGCUGAUUCAUUUCAAGCUUCCCUUUUAAACCGCCGUUUGUCAAUUCGUCGCACGUCUUUGUGACGAAAUUCGUCGCGUUUUCAUUCUCACGAAAAUCAUCAAUGCUUAUGAAUUAUCAUGAUACUUCACGCGAUUGAUUCAGUGUUAUAAUAUUACUAGCCACAUUAGUAGUAUAAUAUAGUUAUAAUUCUCAACGCGAUUCUUCAUUGUUUCAUUUUUAUUAAUUCUUCAUUUUUCUCUUUGUAAAUCCCCAAACUAAACCCUACAUUUUCUUCAUUCUUCAAUAAGUGAGAGAUACUAGAUAUUAUCUAUGGAAGGCGGUGAGAGAGUCGGAGACGAUAUGGAUCUCGUUCAUUCGGAAAAUGCUGCUGCUGUUGGUGCUGGUGGUGCUGUUGGUGGUUCUGUUUCUCAGGAUCAAGAAAUGGUUGAUCAAGGUGAUGCUGAUGCAGCAAAUGUCCAUUCUACCCCUGCUCCUCAGGCUAAAGUUAAGAAUGUGACUGAAAUGAAUAAUCAUAGUGUGAUAAAUAGUGCUAAUGAGAUGAGUGGUUAUGAUGAGACUGGUACUGCGAUGGAACGAGAGGCGUUUAUGAAAGAGCUUGAGAGUUUUUAUAGAUCGAGGUCGUUGGAGUUUAAGCCUCCUAAGUUUUAUGGAGUGCCAUUGAAUUGCCUCAAGUUAUGGAGAGCUGUUAUCAAACUGGGUGGCUAUGAAUUGGUAACUGGAUCGAAGUUGUGGCGGCAAGUAGGAGAGUCUUUCCACCCUCCUAAGACUUGCACUACAGUCUCAUGGACAUUUAGAAUCUUUUAUGAGAAGGCGCUUUUAGAGUAUGAAAAGCAUAAGAGAGAGACCGGGGAGCUGCAGCUCCCUGUUAGUACACUCCAUCAACCUUCAAGUGUGGAAAAAGAGACCACUGUUUAUCAGGCUCCAGGCUCAGGUAGGGCUCGGAGGGAUGCAGCAGCUCGUGCAAUGCAAGGUUGGCAUGCUCAGCGCCUUCUUGGAUACGGUGAGGUUGCUGAGUCAGCUGUUAAGGACAAGACCUUCAGUCCCACACCAAAACGUGAAAAGAACCUCAAAAGUAUCGGCGUGAUCAACAAACAGAGGACACCAUCUGGUAUGGACCAUGCUGACAAAGCUGCAAAUAUAGAAGGAGACAGGCAAUUGGUCACUGCAGUAGUGGACAUUGGACCUCCAGCUGACUGGGUCAAGAUCAAUGUGCGGGAAACGAAGGAUUGUUUUGAAGUGUAUGCACUGGUUCCUGGGCUCCUUCGCGAGGAGGUUCGGGUUCAAUCCGAUCCAGUUGGACGACUUGUUAUAACUGGUACGCCAGAACAUGUUGACAAUCCAUGGGGUAUCACCCCCUUCAAAAAGGUUGUGAACUUACCUGCAAGAAUUGAUCCACUUCAGACAUCUGCUAUUGUUAGUUUGCACGGUCGACUAUUUGUACGCGUUCCUUUUGAGCAGGGAGCUGUAUGAUUUUUAUUUUCCUCCCUUGAAUGGUUGGUUUGUCACAUAUUCUCAAAAUGAGUAAAAAUUUAUAAACAAUCAAGGCAUGGUUAUGGUAGGAUUAGCUCUGUUGAUUAGUUCAAACUAAUGUCCAACUUUACCGUCAAUAAUUUAUUUUCUCUACGGAAAAAUACCCAAAUGCACUGAGGAAUAAGCUUGAUUUUCAAA
Messenger RNA from Vicia villosa (hairy vetch), 1823 nucleotides. Its product is annotated as AT-rich interactive domain-containing protein 5-like. Gene Ontology annotation, biological process: regulation of transcription by RNA polymerase II. Lineage: Eukaryota; Viridiplantae; Streptophyta; Magnoliopsida; Fabales; Fabaceae. The coding region runs from base 465 to 1625 and encodes 386 amino acids. The transcript has 14 exons. Gene Ontology annotation, cellular component: nucleus. Gene Ontology annotation, molecular function: DNA binding. The record is from RefSeq and is a predicted model, not a curated record.